AUGGAGGCAAUAGCACAACACGAUUUCAAUGCUAAUGAAGAUGAUGAGUUGAGCUUUCGGCAAGGAGAUAUUAUCAAAAUUCUGAAUAAGGAUGAGGAUCCUCAUUGGUUUAAAGCUGAGUUUAGAGGAGUUGAAGGAUUCGUCCCUUCAAAUUACAUAAAAAUGAGUGAUACUCCAUGGUAUUUGGGAAAGUUUUCACGUAGUGAUGCUGAAAACUUAUUACGGAAGCCAUCCACUGAAGAUGGUAACUUCCUGGUUCGCCAAUGCGAAAGUACUCCAGGAGAUUUUAGUAUUUCUGUUAAUUCUGUUUUCCGAUUUCAAAAUGAUGUCCAACAUUUCAAAGUCUUACGUGACAACACUGGUAAAUAUCUUUUAUGGUCGAAAAAAUUUAAUUCACUGAAUGAAUUGAUUCAAUACCACAGAACAGCUUCUGUAGCUCGACAGUCCACUAUACUACUGAAAGAUUUAGCAUUUGAAACACGUUUUGUACAAGCCCUCUUUGAUUUUACUCCUGCUGAAGAAGGUGAAUUAGGCUUCAAGAGAGGAGAUGUUAUAACAGUUGUGAAUAAAGACGAUAUUCACUGGUGGGAAGGCCUUUUCAACAAUAGGCGUGGAUUAUUUCCUUCUAACUACGUAUGCCCGUACAAUCCAUCGUUACCAAAUUUAUGA
Molecule: messenger RNA, 669 nt
Organism: Auanema sp. JU1783
Lineage: Eukaryota; Metazoa; Nematoda; Chromadorea; Rhabditida; Rhabditidae
Source: the annotation of a GenBank genome assembly